ACUACCUGUUUUGUCCUGAAUGUAACCAAAGUGUGUAAAACAUGAAGUUUAAAUCCUAAUAAAUAAAUAAAUGUAUUGUUUUACUGCUGUAGGCUACAAAUUCAGGGGAAUUUAUGCAAUGAAGUCACUCUUGGUCUCCUUCUACAUCUUUCGUAGGUAAAUGAUUCAGGAAGUCAGGAUGUUGCUCAAUCUCUCAGUGUUUUACUGUAUAUAAGCAUCAGCAAACUCCAAACCAGAUCAGUUUCCAAAAAAGAAGCAAGAUGAAGCCGUUCUAUCAGCUCUGUUUACUGAUGGGUCUGGUGAUCCACGCCCACUCUGGUCCAGUAAAGCUGAAGCAAGAUGAAGAAUUUGCUAAGAAUUAUCUAAAGAAGUUGUACAACCUACAAGACGAUGAGAAGAAGUCGCCGCGUGGCCGCAGCGACAGUGAGAUGAACCUUAAGCUGGCUGAGAUGCAGGAGUUUUUCGGGUUGAAGGUGACAGGAAAUCUGGAUGCUGAAACUCUAGAGGUGAUGAAGAAGCCUCGCUGUGGGGUGCCAGACGUGGCCUUCUAUUCUGAUGGUCCUGUGAGCCACAAAUGGAACACCAACAAACUGACGUACAGGAUUGAGAAUUAUACCCCAGACAUGACUGUUGCUGAAGUGGACAUUGCUAUUGAGAGAGCACUAAAAGUCUGGGCUGAUAUCACCCCUCUGAGGUUUACCAGGAUCUACAGUGGCAUAGCCGACAUCAUGAUUUCUUUCGUCGUCGGAGAUCACCGCGACGGUUAUCCGUUUGAAGGACCAGGUGGUUUAUUGGCUCAUGCAUUUUUCCCCUCACCUGGCAUUGGUGGAGAUGCCCAUUUUGAUGAUGAUGAAAACUUUACCUUCAGAUCUUCGAAUGGAUACAACUUGUUCUUGGUGGCUGCCCAUGAAUUUGGACACUCCUUGGGCCUUGAUCAUUCCAGGGAUCCUGGUGCACUGAUGUAUCCAACAUACGUCUCCAGAGAUGCUGACACAUUCGUUUUACCCAGAGAUGAUGUUGACAGAAUUCAGGCUGUUUAUGGUUCAAACCCUGAAAAACCUGUAGACCCCGAGAAGCCAGUGCCCACACCUCCACAAACACCUAAUGCCUGCGACAAGAACCUGGUCCUAGAUGCUGUUACAACCCUGAGAGGAGAGACGUACUUCUUCAAGAACAGAUUGUUCUGGCGCAGUCGCCCUCAGAACCCUGACACUGAGCAAUAUCUGAUCAAAAGUUUCUGGCCAGAGCUUCCAGAUAAUAUUGAUGCUGCAUUUGAGGAUCCAGUUGAUGACCUGGUGUACAUCUUCAAAGGUCCCAAGGUUUGGGCUCUGAAUGGAUACAACGUCGUAGAUGGGUUUCCCAAGACUCUCAGCAGUUUCGGCUUUCCAGCUAAACUGAAGAAAAUCACGGCCGCACUUUAUGAUGAAAAUUCCGGCAAAUCACUUCUCUUCUCUGGAAGAUACUACUACAGCUUUGACAUGAGCAGCAAGGAAAUGGACAAGGGCUUCCCUAAACGAGUUGAGCAGAGCUUUUCAGGAAUCUCCGGACCAGUCACUGCAGGUUUCCAGUACAGGGGUUUCACAUACCUCUACAGUGGACCAGUCAUGUACGAGUUUGGCUACGGAAGGCUCCUGCGUGUGCUGGGAAACAACUAUUUCCUGCGCUGCUAGAUGCCCAUGAUUAUACACCACUCAGCCGAUGGAAAUCAAGCGAUUUAGGAAUGUAUUUUAUAAAUGAAAGAGUAAACUAUUCUAAUUUAUUCAUACAUUAGUGCAAUAAGUUAUUUAUAACUUAUUUAACGUAGUAAAAACUUAGUGUUACAUUUUAUUGUAUUUCUAUGUUUUUUUAAAUAAACACUUAAUAGCACAUUUGAA
Molecule: messenger RNA, 1874 nt
Organism: Trichomycterus rosablanca
Lineage: Eukaryota; Metazoa; Chordata; Actinopteri; Siluriformes; Trichomycteridae
Product: collagenase 3-like
Exons: 10
Coding region: 261-1670 (469 amino acids)
Biological process (GO): proteolysis; extracellular matrix organization; collagen catabolic process
Cellular component (GO): extracellular matrix
Molecular function (GO): metalloendopeptidase activity; zinc ion binding
Source: RefSeq, a predicted model, not a curated record